GGAGGGGGCGCCGCUCUGCACCACCAAACCACAUCCUCAGCUGUCCCCAGGUCAUCUACAUGGCCUGCGACCCCAAGGGUAUCAUCACCUCCUACUACUACCUCUACCAGAUGGCCAAGAUGCACCCUGACCCCGGCACGCUGGGUGAAUUCCUGGAGACCUUCAUGGCUGCUGCCUUGCAGGACCCACGGCAGGACGUGCAGAAGAUUCUGCAGAUCCUGGGCAAGGAGAUGGUGGAGGGGAUGGUGGCGAGGAUCCUCCACCACACCUCCUUCCAGGAGAUGAGGCAGAACCCUGCCACCAACUAUGAGACCAUGCCCACCGCCCUGAUGGACCACAGCCUCUCCCCCUUCCUCCGGAAAGGGAUCUCUGGGGACUGGAAGAACCACUCCACUGUGGCCUGGAAUGAACAUUUCAACCAGCACUACCGGGAGCACAUGGCAGGCUCUGACCUCUGCUUCCGGAUGGGGAUGGAGGCAUGA
This is a messenger RNA of Pelecanus crispus (Dalmatian pelican), 482 nucleotides long. NCBI's taxonomy places the organism in Eukaryota, Metazoa, Chordata, Aves, Pelecaniformes, Pelecanidae. The record is from RefSeq and is a predicted model, not a curated record.